Molecule: messenger RNA, 978 nt
Organism: Fonsecaea pedrosoi CBS 271.37
Lineage: Eukaryota; Fungi; Ascomycota; Eurotiomycetes; Chaetothyriales; Herpotrichiellaceae
Exons: 2
Coding region: 1-978 (325 amino acids)
Cellular component (GO): cytoplasm
Molecular function (GO): oxidoreductase activity, acting on the CH-OH group of donors, NAD or NADP as acceptor
Source: RefSeq, a predicted model, not a curated record
AUGGCGCAAGUCCAGAGCCAGGUUCAGGUUCAGGUUGAUCUCGGAGGAAAAGGGGCGAUUGUCACGGGCGGUGGAUCAGGAAUCUGUCUGGCUUUCGUCCAGCACCUGUACCGCGCGGGAUGUAACGUCCUGAUCUGCGACCUCGGCCUCCAUCGCGAGGCGGUGGCGUGGCUCGACUCGAUCGGCCAGAGUGGUGGCGACACCAUUUCUCCAAAAACCGGACAGACUCCCGCCGUUGCGUCUUCUUCUUCUUCUUUUUCUGCUUCGCCGCGUGUCGCGUUCCUCAAGACCGACGUCUCGGACUGGAAGCAGCUGGAGCAGACGUUUGAGGGCUAUGCCCGCGAAUUCGGUGGGGGGUUGCCGGACGUCGUGUGUCCCGGGGCCGGGGUGUACGAGCCGUCGUUCAACAACUUCUGGAACGACCGCGACGACGACCACUACCAGCUGCUGCGGAUCAAUCUGGAGCACCCGCUCAAGAUGUCGCGCAUCGCGAUCCGGAAGUGGGUGCAGCAGCGGAAGCGGGGGGGCAUCAUCGUGCACGUGUCGAGCACGGGCGCGCAGAAACCCAGCAUGCUGACGCCGCUGUACGGGGCGGCCAAGCAGGGCGUCAGCAACUUCACGCGCGGCAUGGCGCGGCUGCAGGACCUCGAGGGCAUCCGCGUCGUCGCCGUCGCGCCGGGCCCGACCAUGUCCCCGCUCAUGUACGACCACCCGGAGGCCCUGCGGUUCGUGGACCCGGACAAGGACAAGCUGUCGACCCCCGACGAGAUCGCCCGCGGCAUGAUGGCCGUCGCCUUUGACCGUGACCGCUUCCCGCCGGGGACCGUGCUCGAGGUCACCCACCCGGACCGCUGGAGGGAGGUGUCGUUGCUGAACGACCCGGGGCCUGGUCCCCACGCCUUCACUAGCAGGAAGGAAGAGGGCAUGGCAGACGUCUAUGCGGCGCUGGACGCCGACAGGAAGAGCGUGCCCGGAUAA